AUGUUGUCGCCUCAAGCUCUAGUAGGAGCACUGCUGCUCUCAGCGGUUCCUUCGGCCCUGGCUGAGACCUGCCAGGCGCCCAUUAACCACCCGGGAGAGCCUUACAGCUAUGUUCAACCUCGGAAUACGACUAUCUUGACUGAUGGUCACUCUUCAGCUUUUCUUCCUUCACCAAACAUGACUGGCAAUGGUGGAUGGGAAGCAGCCCUAGUCAAAGCCAAGAAAUUUGUGAAUAAGCCCACGCUUGAAGAAAAGUCUUGGAUGGCAACAGGCCAGCCCGGCCCCUGUGUUGGAAACGUUCUUCCCAUUCCCCGUCUCAACUUCACUGGUCUUUGCCUCCAGAAUGGUCCUCAAGGUAACGCCAUGGCCAAGGAACAUAAGGCAAAGGGCUCCCAUGUCAUCUUGGGACCUAUCGGAGGACCAUUGGGCCGCAGUCCCUAUGAUUCUCCCACAUGGGAGGGCUUUGCUGCAGACCCCUACCUCACUGGUGUGUGCACGGAGGAGACCAUCAACGGCAUGCAAAAUGCUGGUAUUCAGUCCAAUGCUAAGCACUUCAUUGUCAACGAGCAAGAAACCCAGCGAAACCCUUCAUACGCCCCGGACGCCAACGAGACCACCUACAUCCAGGAUUCGGUCUCUGCAAACAUCAAUGAUAGUACCCUGCAUGAGAUCUACAUGUGGCCCUUUGCAAAUGCCGUCCAUGCGAAGGUGGCUAGUGCUAUGUGCUCGUAUAACCGUGUCAACGGCUCCCACUCGUGCCAGAACUCUUGCCUUCUAAACCACCUUCUCAAGGGCGAGCUUGGCUUCCAGGGUUAUGUCAUGUCAGACUGGGGUGCUACCCACAGUGGUGUUGCAUCCGUUAAAAGCGGAAUGGACAUGACCAUGCCUGGAGGUUUCACUCUCUAUGGAGAGGAAUGGACCGAGGGUUCUUUCUUGGGCAAGAACCUGACUUUAGCUGUGAGGAACCGCACUGUUGAAGUCUCUCGUCUGAAUCACAUGAUCGUGCGCAUCAUGACACCAUACUUCUGGCUUGGCCAGGAGAAGAACUACCCCAGCGUUGAUGCUUCAGUGGGCCCGCUCAAUGUUGAUUCCGCUCCUGAUACUUGGCUCUAUGACUGGAAGUUCACUGGCGAAACCAACCGUGACGUUCGGACUAACCAUAGUGCCAUGAUCCGCGAGCGCGGUGCCUCCUCCACUGUCCUGCUCAAGAAUGAACGCAAUGCAUUGCCACUUCGCAAGCCUCGCAACAGCGUGAUUGCCGGUAAUGAUGCCGGUCCUCUUACGCAAGUUCCCAACCUUCAGGCCGACUUCGAAUAUGGCCAUCUCGCUGGCUCUUCGGGCUCUGAGGAAUUGGAGCCUCCCCUGUGGAUCCCACAGCAGCCUGACGUUUGCCUUGUCUUCCUUAAGUCAUUUGCUGCUGAGGGUAAGGACCGGACUUCCUUGAACCUCGACUGGAACGGAAAUGCUGUUGUCGAGUCUGUCGCCAACGUCUGCAACAACACUGUCGUGGUCACAAACUCUGGUGGUAUCAACGUCAUGCCCUUCGCCGAUAACCCUAAUGUGACUGCUAUCUUGGCCCAGCAUUACGCCGGAGAGGAGUCUGGCAACGCCAUCGCCGAUGUUCUCUACGGUGAUGUCAACCCAUCUGGCAAGCUGCCAUACGUGAUUGCCUACAACGAGACAGACUACAACGCCCCCUUGACCACAGGUGUUGAGACCAACGGCACUUGGGACUGGCAGAGCUGGUUUGACGAAGAACUCGAAGUUGGAUACCGCUACUUCGAUGCCAACAACAUCUCCAAUAUUAAGGCAAAGAGCUCUGUCCCCUCCAAUCUGACUGCCCUCCCUGUUAAGCAGGCUACCCAGCCCGGUGGUAACCCCGCUCUCUGGGAUACAGUGGUCACCCUCGAGGCUGAAGUCUCCAACACCGGUGACGUUGAUGGAUUCGCUGUGCCGCAACUAUACAUUGAAUUCCCUGCUUCGACACCAGCUGGAACUCCACCAAGCCAGCUUCGUGGAUUUGACAAGGUCCACCUCACAGCUGGCGAGAAGAAGACUGCCAAGUUUGACCUGAUGCGUCGGGAUUUUAUUUACUGGGAUGUCACUGCUCAGGACUGGCGAAUUCCUAUUGGGUCUUUCACCUUCAAGGCUGGAUUCAGUAGCCGUGACUUCCACUCAAAGAAGACUGUGACGCUGAUCAAGGCAUGA
Molecule: messenger RNA, 2208 nt
Organism: Penicillium antarcticum
Lineage: Eukaryota; Fungi; Ascomycota; Eurotiomycetes; Eurotiales; Aspergillaceae
Product: glycoside hydrolase family 3 protein
Exons: 5
Coding region: 1-2208 (735 amino acids)
Biological process (GO): glucan catabolic process
Molecular function (GO): beta-glucosidase activity
Source: RefSeq, a predicted model, not a curated record